AUGGCCGGAGGAGAAGGAGGACGAGAGGAGCUCACGACGGCUCUGUUGAAAAAGACGGCCGAGAACGUCGGAGAAGAGGAUGAGUUGAGGAUGAAACAAAAAGUUUGGAUUGAAUCAAAGAAGCUAUGGGUUGUGGCUGCACCGGCAAUCUUCACGAGAUUCUCUACGUUCGGAGUUUCGAUGAUAAGUCAAGCCUUCAUGGGACAUCUUGGCCCUAUCGAGUUAGCCGCUUACUCCAUCACCUUCACCAUUCUCCUCCGUUUCAGUAAUGGUAUUUUGUUAGGCAUGGCGAGUGCACUAGAAACACUAUGUGGUCAAGCCUACGGAGCAAAACAAAACCAUAUGCUUGGAAUCUACCUUCAAAGGUCAUGGAUCGUCCUCACAGGUUGUACUAUUUGCCUCACGCCCGUCUACAUCUUUUCGGGUCCUAUCCUCUUAGCCUUAGGUCAAGAGGAACGCAUUGUCCGUGUGGCUCGGAUCAUAGCCUUAUGGGUCAUAGGCAUCAACUUCUCCUUCAUACCAUCCUUCACUUGCCAAAUGUUCCUCCAGGCUCAGAGCAAGAACAAGGUCAUUGCCUACGCGGCUGCUGUCUCCUUAGGGAUCCAUGUGUUCUUGUCGUGGCUCCUAAUAGUUCAUUUCAAUUUGGGAAUCACUGGUGCUAUGACAUCGACGCUAGUUGCGUUCUGGUUGCCUAACAUUGCACAGCUCUUGUUCGUGACGUGCGGUGGGUGUAAAGACACGUGGAGAGGAUUGUCUAUGUUGGCUUUCAAAGAUUUAUGGCCUGUCUUCAAACUAUCCUUGGCUUCAGGUGGCAUGCUUUGUUUGGAGUUAUGGUACAGCUCGAUCUUGGUACUCCUCACAGGGAAUUUGAAAAACGCAGAGGUGGCUCUUGAUGCACUAGCAAUCUGCAUCAACAUAAAUGGACUGGAGAUGAUGAUAGCACUAGGAUUUUUGGCAGCAGCAAGUGUAAGAGUAUCGAACGAGCUCGGUAGGGGAAACCCAAAAGGAGCCAAGUUUGCAACAUUGACAGCGGUUUUCACGUCACUCUUUAUAGGAUUAGUUUUAUUCUUCGUCUUCUUGUUUCUAAAAGGAAGAGUUUCCUACAUUUUCACUACAAGUGAAGCUGUCGCAGCAGAAGUUGCCUCUCUUUCUCCACUUUUAGCCUUUUCCAUUCUCUUGAACAGUGUUCAACCCGUUCUAUCUGGAGUUGCGGUUGGAGCGGGAUGGCAAGGAUAUGUUACUUACGUUAACCUUGCAUGCUAUUACCUUAUUGGGAUUCCUACUGGUGUUUUCCUUGGUUACGUAGUUGGUUUGCAAGUCAAAGGUGUAUGGAUCGGAAUGCUCUUUGGAGUAUUCGUUCAGACUUGUGUGCUUAGCAUCAUGACUCUGAGAACAGAUUGGGAUCAACAGGUGUCUACGUCAUUGAAACGUUUGAACCAGUGGGUUGUACCAGAAUCUAGAGACGUAAAGCAUAAUUCAUCAGAGAAAUAA
Molecule: messenger RNA, 1491 nt
Organism: Microthlaspi erraticum
Lineage: Eukaryota; Viridiplantae; Streptophyta; Magnoliopsida; Brassicales; Brassicaceae
Source: the annotation of a GenBank genome assembly